Messenger RNA from Heterotrigona itama, 2440 nucleotides. Lineage: Eukaryota; Metazoa; Arthropoda; Insecta; Hymenoptera; Apidae. The record is from the annotation of a GenBank genome assembly.
CAAGAAGCCUGAAAGGAAAGUGUGCGCUGCGUUUGUGGAUUCAUGAGGGUCUCAUGGCUACUGGAUUUGUAAAGUGGUGGCGGGCAAGGUUCCUCGCUGGCUAUAGACCCUUUUCUGUUGGUAAUACAGAAGCCAGCGACUCGGAGGAACUCCUUGGCGGUGUCUCGGCACCUCGUAGCGGUUCACCACCGGAAUCCCAGCCAAUUCUAUUAGAAACAGAGACACCGCAGAUCGCAGUCGACGCUUCUACCAGUCCUACGCCGGCCACCGGAAAUGACGAGCAGCCGAGCGCUAGCACAACGAAGCAACUUAGUUUUGAAGAAUUCGAAUGCGACGUUUCGGUAGCGGAGGGCGACCGAAGACGGCAAGAAUUCUCGUUUACCCUGUACGACUUCGACGGCCACGGGAAGAUAACAAAGGACGACAUAGCCGGCCUGGUUACUACCAUUUACGAUACCCUGGGCGCUUCUAUCCAGGUACCUCCGUGCGGCAGUAAGACGAUUAAGGUGAAAUUGACUGUGUCGCCAGAUCAGAGAGCCAGCCAGACGCGAUCGGCCGGCGGCUGUUUGAACGCGUCCUCGCAGCCGGCUGCUGCCGCGAGUUUUUCCGGAAAUUCGUCCUGCUGCCAUUUGAAGCACGCGUCCUGCAACAAUGCCGGGGCCCACACCGGUGCACACGGUUUACGUAGAGUUCCUAGAAGGAGAAGGGUGCCACCGCGACACCAUUGCCAGAAUGAAGAGAAGGAGGUAGAUACUCACAGCGAGGAUGACGGUGAAAAUGCGCGAACGAAUCGAAUAAAGCAGGAGGAAUUACGCAGAAGGGUUGGACCCGUGCCUCAUUUACCAUCACCCUAUUCCAAUAGCUCCGAGGGCGAUAUUAGCGAUGACAGUGAUAUUUCUCCCACAGUUUCCCCCUUGACGCCUCUUCUUACGCCUAAUCAGCGAAAACGUAGUGGUGCUCUGCAAAGGCAACAGCUCUUGGAAAUUAUUCAGGCGAACAUGGAAAAGAAUAAUCUCAGUUUUCAUACGUCGAGGAAACGACAUCAGAACGAGCAGCUGCGUAUUCCAUCUCAUACUCCACAUGUCGAACCUUCGCCUCACUACGCUCAAGACUGUCGUUCACCACCGGAAUCCCGGCCAACGACGACAGCCUAUCAUAAGCCUACUCGGGAAAAGCCUCAGGGUUUCACAUUCUCCAAGAUACCUGCGAAACAUAGGGGGAGUCUGAGGAAAAUGCGAGCGCAGUACGGUCUUCAGAGGAAUAACGUUACGAUGCAACCGCCACGAGCAUACGUUCAACCACAAGUCUUACCGAGGACCGUGAUCAACCCAAACGUCUACACAGACCAACAAACUACUCCACCUAAUACAAAUCGUAAUGGCGGCAAUUUAAUAUCGAACAAUCAGCACCCUGUCAAUCAAACUCCGAGCAACAAUCAUAACGUUCAGCGUAAUGGGACACAAUUUGGUCAAACGCCGCAACAAUGUGGCAAGUCGGCCAAGAAGCAUCAACUGAAACACGCAACGAGGGAACAGGAUCAAGCCAGAGCUAUGGUCCAAGUCGUGCGUUGGUUGGAGCGGGAAUUUUCACAGAAUCCGAGCUCCGGUAGGAAGCACGUCCACGAGCACAUUCAUCAUCAUUACCAUCAUUAUCACACAGAGGCACUUGUCUGAUUCCUUUUUGUGCAAAUGUAACGAAAUGUUUUGAUGAUUGCGCGUUAGUCCUCGAGCGAUAGGAUUGAAGACUGAAUGAUCUGUCGUUGUUACUUCAAAGAUUCUUGUCUGUUGUCAGUUGUCAGAAGUCUGUCAAUUGAUUUUAUAUGAGGAUCAAAUAUUGAAAAUUUAUAAUCAUAUUCUAUCGCGUCUUGUUUAUGCAUUUCAAUAUAUAUUGGUAUAGAUUUUGUGUUAAUAGUUCGAAUGGGGUCCGAACUUAGUAAUUCAUUCUACAAUUUGUUUUAAUGUACUAACAAAUUGUACAUUUUUAUUCAUUUGAAUUUACCGAGUAGUAAGUUUUCCUGCGUAAAUUUAAAUUUAAAUUUAAAUUCCGAGAUAUUCUAAUGUAAAUUAUCACUGCCAUGUUUCGUUCUAUUAUCGAACACAGUUCAAACAUAGUCGAUCAAUGACGAAAUACAUUUUUAAAAAACAGCUUUGAAUCAUCAGAAAUAUUGAUUAAGUAAUAUAUCGAGAAAUUUUAUUCUUGAGAUAUAUAAUGUUUAUACUUUAAUUAUUUAUCGUAUAGAAUGAUUCUUCCUCAUUUACGUUUUCGAUUUCUAGGAUAAACAAAAGUAUGGAUAUGUAUCAGUCUCAAUUUGUAAUAGUAUUACAAGUGAAUGAAGAGAAUCUAAGAUGAUACCAAUGAUCUAUUACUAUACCGAAGUGCUUAUUACAAAAGUUGUUAUUUCUGAAAUUUUUACGGUUUACAGUGUAAUUUAAUGCUGCUG